Molecule: messenger RNA, 846 nt
Organism: Pestalotiopsis fici W106-1
Lineage: Eukaryota; Fungi; Ascomycota; Sordariomycetes; Amphisphaeriales; Sporocadaceae
Product: mitochondrial carrier C8C9.12c
Exons: 7
Coding region: 1-846 (281 amino acids)
Biological process (GO): iron import into the mitochondrion
Cellular component (GO): mitochondrial membrane
Molecular function (GO): ferrous iron transmembrane transporter activity
Source: RefSeq, a predicted model, not a curated record
AUGGCCGCAGGUGCCUUUGCUGGUAUCGCCGAACAUACCGUCAUGUACCCAAUCGACGCGAUCAAGACGCGCAUGCAGCUUGUCAACUCUGGCACCGCGUACAAAGGCAUGAUCGAGGGAACAGUCAAGAUUGCCUCGGGAGAGGGUAUCCUAAAGCUAUGGAGAGGAAUGUCCAGCGUGGUGGUAGGAGCCGGUCCGGCGCACGCUGUAUAUUUUGCCACGUACGAGGCCGUCAAACAUGCCAUGGGAGGUAACCAGGCGGGACAACACCAUCCCCUGGCUGCUGCAACCAGCGGAGCGGCCGCAACAAUUGCCAGCGACGCCUUUAUGAACCCCUUUGACGUCAUCAAGCAGCGCAUGCAGAUUCAAAACUCUAGUAAGAUGUACCGGUCUAUGCUAGACUGCGCACGAUACGUCUACAAGAACGAGGGCCUGUCGGCCUUCUACGUAUCUUAUCCCACCACCUUGUCCAUGACCGUCCCCUUCACAGCUCUGCAGUUCCUGGCCUACGAGUCGAUAUCCACGAGCAUGAACCCCGACAAGAAAUAUGACCCACUUACACACUGUACGGCCGGUGCCGUCGCCGGUGGUUUUGCCGCUGCUUUGACAACCCCGAUGGACGUUAUCAAGACCAUGUUGCAGACGCGAGGAUCAGCAGCCGAUGCCGAACUUCGUUCCGUCAAUGGAUUUACGGCCGGAUGCAGACUCAUGUAUCAAAGGGAGGGCCUGAGAGGCUUCUUCAAGGGAAUGAAGCCUAGAGUUGUGACGACGAUGCCCAGCACCGCCAUCUGCUGGUCCGCCUAUGAAUUCUCAAAGGCGUACUUUAUCCGGAGAAACACUGCUUAA